Molecule: messenger RNA, 777 nt
Organism: Calliphora vicina (urban bluebottle blowfly)
Lineage: Eukaryota; Metazoa; Arthropoda; Insecta; Diptera; Calliphoridae
Product: speckle-type POZ protein-like
Exons: 1
Coding region: 1-777 (258 amino acids)
Biological process (GO): proteasome-mediated ubiquitin-dependent protein catabolic process; regulation of proteolysis
Cellular component (GO): cytoplasm
Molecular function (GO): ubiquitin protein ligase binding
Source: RefSeq, a predicted model, not a curated record
AUGUCGAACAAUAAAGACGAGAGAAGUGUUACAUCGGAACUUUGUUUUAAAUGGAAAGUAAACUACGAUACGAAGCAGCGCAUAGAAUCCGAUCUGUAUUCAUCUAAUAUUACAAAUUUAACAUGGAAAAUGGAGUUGUGUAAUGCUGAUGAAGAAGGUCAAGUUAAAAUAGAUUUGUGUUUAGUUUCAUGUGAAAAUUCAUUUAAAGGCCUUAUAAAAUACAUCAUAUUAGAUCGUAAUGGCAAAGAGUCAUAUUUUAAAGAUUCUAAUAAAGAACAGUUCGAACAAGAUGGUGUAUAUUCAACAUAUUUAAUUCCAAGUGAUAAACUGACGGAUCCAGCUAAUAAGUUAUUGUUCGACGAUAGAUUGACAAUAUCGUGUAGACUUAUCAUUAUGAAUGAUGACUCAUUAAUUACAAACACUAAUUGUUCUUUGAUUGCGGAUUUAGGAAAUAUGCUUGAAAAUAAAAUACUCAGCGAUGUAAUACUAAAAUCCAAGGAUAAACAUGAAUUUAGAGCCCAUAAAUGUAUAUUGGCUGCUCGUUGUGAUUACUUUGCUACAUUAUUCGAAACAUGUAAAAAGAAUAAAUUUUAUAAUAUGAAUUUUGAUAGAAAGACUUGUGAGGCAUUUUUACUGUAUAUUUACACUGGCAAAGUUUCAGUUUCAGAUGAGUUGUUGCAACCGCUCUUAAAAUUAGCAAAUAAAUAUAAGCUCAAGGAACUAAAAUCCUUGUGUGAAAAUAAACUUCCAAAGAAGAACUUGCCAAAAAAUAUUUAA